AAAAACACUGGAUGGCGUAGCCGGAGUUAUAUGCACAAGAAAUGUUGAAUAUCUUUCACAAUAGAAGCGGAGCUUCCGCCCCUCUUCUCUGGGAAGACAGAAAGGAGAAUUCUACUUGUUAAAGGUUAUAAUCCGUAAACGCCUAAGCAAAAAGAAGUUGUGCGCAAAAAUACUGUGGUCAGUGAGUUUACAUUUUCGAUGUGGAAGUGCUAAUUUUACCCCAUUUUGAAAUGGGCCCGGGGUCUGUAGAAGGGUCAGAGAGGGGAAGGAUGACUUGUCUUAUAGUUUGGAUUGUGCUCUUUCUAAUGGAUGGGGUUUUAGGUGCCACACCCCUUCCCCUUCGCUGCACGCCACAAAAUCAUAGUACAAAUAACUAAACAUUUCCCAAGAAAUUUACUAAACAACCAACUUUACAGGUUUUUGAAAAAUUAUCGUUGGCCGAAAGCUGCAUUUACAUAUUUGCUUGAAACAUUGGAAAGCAAACUACAAGCUGGUGUAAGAAAAACCUCGAUACCACUAAUUUUAAAACUAGCAGCGACUUUAAGAUUCUGUGCUCAGGGAUCCUACCAACUGAGUGUAGGAAACGAUAGUAAUAUUGGACUUGGCCAAUCUACUGUUUCCCUGGUUUUGACAGAAAUGUUUCAUGCUUUGGAAGAGCACGUGUGUAAAAAUUGGAUAAAAAUGAAUUACACUGAUGAAGAGAAACGAAGGGCGAAAAUGUAUUUUUUUGAGAAAAGUGGAAUUCCAGGCGUAAUAGGUUGCAUUGAUGGGACACAUAUUAAAAUCGUUGCCCCAAAAAAGGAUCUUCAACACCUUUACUAUAACCGAAAAGGGUACUUUAGCUUAAACGCGAUGAUAGUCUGUGAUAACGCUCUGAGGAUUCGUUACAUCAAUGCAAGAUAUCCUGGGGCAACGCACGAUGCUACGGUUUUCAAUAUGUCUUCUUUAAAACCCCAAUUAGAAGAUGACUACC
This is a messenger RNA of Rhagoletis pomonella (apple maggot), 973 nucleotides long. Its product is annotated as putative nuclease HARBI1. The transcript has 2 exons. NCBI's taxonomy places the organism in Eukaryota, Metazoa, Arthropoda, Insecta, Diptera, Tephritidae. The record is from RefSeq and is a predicted model, not a curated record. The annotation marks the transcript as partial.